This is a messenger RNA of Somion occarium, 450 nucleotides long. The record is from the annotation of a GenBank genome assembly. Lineage: Eukaryota; Fungi; Basidiomycota; Agaricomycetes; Polyporales; Cerrenaceae.
AUGAAUGACCGGCUCCUCCCAGCGCUUUUCUCUCCAACACAGCUCUUCCAUUGCCGCAACCAUCUCAGAAUCCAGUCAUUUCUGGCGCGCAUAGUUCGCAAACUCAAAGGCGUUCUCGAGAUGGUAAUCGUGAAGAUGCAGCGCCGAAUUCCAAACUUGGUACAAAAAAAGAUCAAGGCUACCACCAUUCAUAGAACUCAACUUUCUAUGUUUGGUUCGCCCAGUGGUUGCAAACACUCCUUACUCAAGAAAAUGAAGACGUCCAAGACCGCAAUCGUUGAAUCAAACUUAUCUGGCCGCGGUUGGGCGCGGUUGCUGUCAUUGCUCAAACCAUACGAGCUUCCUCAGGCUGCCCGAGCAUCCGAAAUCUUAGGACUGCCUCCCUGUGAUGAACAUAAGUAUCACGAUGUGGCAGUUGCGCAGGGAUGUCCACCAAAUCUAGGUUCUUAG